GUCGAUGAUAAUCAGUUUUCUCGAUUAUCUUCUGAGAAACAAUCACUGCAGUGUCAAGGCAGAAACGUAGACUCUCUCAUUAUUUUUCUUGCCCUUUUUAUCUGUUUUCUCCCCCUGCUGUCAAAAACACCUCCUUUCAAUUUCUCUAGCUUUAUUCCAUUUGUCUCUUUCAAAUGAGCCUGCAAAAUCCACCCACCAUUGCACAUGCUCCUCUUGUUCCCUUUCUCUCUGCCUUUCUGAUCUUUCUUCCAACAAGUGUCCCUUUCUAAUUCUAAAUUUCUCAUUUUCUCAUCUUGUUUUAGCCUUUAUUACCUUCAAUCCUUACGGGGUUUCUCACUUUUGUGCUGAUUCCCAUUCCAAUUUCUAGGGUUUUCUGCUUUUCUCUUUUUGGCUUAUUCUUCAACUUGUUUGCCACUGAUAACCUUCUUUUGUGUUUCUGUUGUUAGGGUUAGUUUAAUUUCACAUAGUAUCGCUUGUUUCUACAGCUGGGUACUCUUAGAUCUCAAAUUUCCUUUUUUUGGUAGUAACAUUUUCGCUGUAUUCACUACUGUUCGGCUUCGUAUUGUUCUUAAUUGUCACUCAAUGUCACAAGGUUAUGCAAUUGAGCUCUAUUUCGAUCCAGCCCUUGAAAACCAGGUCUUGAAGGCCUGGAACGUGCUAGCUCGACGCCAAAUCAGUACCCAACUCAUCGAAAUCGAGUCUCGCCCUCACAUAACCCUUUAUUCUAGCUCGUAUGUUGAGCCCACAAAGCUUGAGUCAAUCGUCAAGGCCUUUGCCUCAAAGCAGGAACCAUUACCCUUAUCGCUCUCUGCUAUUGGGGGUCUUCCAAUUGACAACAAUGUCCUCUUUUUAGCUCCUACGCCUUCACUUUCACUUCUUCAGUUUCAUUCUCAGUUGUAUGAUGCAUUGAAGAAGGAGGGGAUUGAGAUUAGUGAAGAAUAUCGCCCUGACUCCUGGAUUCCUUAUUGUGCAGUGGCUCAAGAUGUGCCAAAGGCUAGGACGGGAGAGGCAUUUUGUGUUUUGAGAGACUUGAAGUUGCCGGUUACUGGGUAUGCAAUGGAUAUUGGGUUGGUGGAGUUCUCACCAGUUCGUGAAUUAUUCUCAUUUGUCCUUGGCAAUUCAGUAGAAGGAUGAGGUUCUUUUUUGUGGUCUUGUUAUAAUAUGCUACUUAGGAAAUUUCAGAUUUAUAAUAUGAAUGUGUUACAUUUUACAUGUUUCUGUUUUAUGUAGGGUUAUAUGAAUGGUGCUAGUUUAGAGAAUGGUAGAGAAUUUGUAUUGUGUUUAUGGGCAUAAGUUGAAAAUGAAUUUCUAUUUGUUCA
Messenger RNA from Manihot esculenta (cassava), 1319 nucleotides. RefSeq lists its product as uncharacterized. Lineage: Eukaryota; Viridiplantae; Streptophyta; Magnoliopsida; Malpighiales; Euphorbiaceae. The record is from RefSeq and is a predicted model, not a curated record. The transcript has a single exon. Bases 583 to 1134 code for a protein of 183 amino acids.